Molecule: messenger RNA, 1401 nt
Organism: Prorocentrum cordatum
Lineage: Eukaryota; Dinophyceae; Prorocentrales; Prorocentraceae
Source: the annotation of a GenBank genome assembly
AUGGGGAUUCCCUCAGGCCAUCCCGGGGCCCCGUCGAGUCAUUUAGGCCAUCUUGGAGCUAUCUUGGUGCAGUCUGAGGCCGUACCACUCCUCUGUAUUGGCCACCCCGAGGUGGAAGACUUGGUGGCGUUGGGCGUCAAACGCGGCCCAGCUGUCAAGUUGGCCGCGCACGUCAAGUCGAUGAUGCCGGCAAUGGUCUCUGAGCCCGCGGGUGCCCCUGCCCUGGCCGGCGCCGUCGUGGCCGGCGCCGCCGGCGCCGUCGUAGCUCCACCGACUGCGGUCGCCGAGGAAGGGAUGGGUGUUGACGCGGGUCUUCCUGGAGGUGGAUGUCCGGCGGCCGCGGAGUCCCUCGAGGCUUCGGCGUUGCCCGCGGACAGCGUCAUGGUCGCCCAGGUGCCCGCCGCGCCCAGCACGGCAGCGAUGGGCGCCGCACCGCCGACUCCGCUCUCCGGCAGCCCAGGCGGUCCGCUCUCCGCAAGCCCAGGCGGUCCUCCGGACGGUGCUGUUGGCGCGGCUGUGCAAGCAGAUGCUGGCGGCCCGGCUGCGCCCGCCCUUGAGCCCGGCCAGCAGGCGGCGACUGGCGUGGCGCAGGAAACCAGCGGCCCCUUCACUGAGCAGCGGAUCUUAAACUACCUCCACGCUGGGCGGUCUGCGAAGGAUCUCAUCUCCGCCGGCGCUGACAAAGCGGCAGUGCUCCUCGCCCUGCAGUCCGAUGAUACGCUCUGUUCUGAGGGCAAUUGGUCCGGCCAGGACCGGGGCUUCGAGAGGAUCUUCUCCUGGGCGCCAGCGCCGAACGACAGGGACGACCCGAUAUCCCGGGACUUCGUCAGAGGGUUCAAGCGCGCCUUCGUGUACGCGCUUGAUUGGGCGGGCGACAAGAUGAUGGUGUCCACGAGGGACGAAAUCCCGCCAUGCGGCUCUACGAUCCAGAGAAGGAGAUGGAGGAGCGUUCGUGGGCGGGAGAGUGGAUGGCGCUGCAGACGGACCCGAACAACCCCUCCGUCGUGGCCGCGAUCUCCUGGGGCGGCAAGUUCCGGGUACGGCUUCGACACGCGCUCGAGCGAGAAGUACGUGUUCGACGUGGACCUGAAGAGGACUGCCAGCGCGAUGAAGGAGUUCCUGUCGCUCGCGUGGUCGCCGGACUCGAAGCACAUUGCGCUCAACAACCGUGCUGACCAGGUGUACAUCUUGAAUCUCCAGACAGCGGGCAGCCUGAAGCUGGGGGCCUCCAAGGACAUGCAGAUCGAGGUAAACCAGAUGGUCUGGGGGCCCGAAGGUGAGACGCUCUGGGUCGCCACGGGCGGCAUCCCCGGCAAGAUCCACGUGCUGCCCGCGCCAUCCCUCCGGACCGAGAGUUCCGUUGCGGUCGUCGCGCACCAGGACAAACCUCCAUCAGCAUAG